CGCAUGUUUCUUCCUUUUUCAUUCACAGAUGUACAUAUCUAUGUACAGUCAUUGAGACCCGUCCACACGCAGUGCUCCCAAGCGACAAAGCGAAACAAGGACAGCAGAAUGAAUGAAUGGGUGAGAGGAAUCGAACGCACAGACAAUGAACGCCAUCUUAGCCACUCUCGCGGAUGUUGUCCUGGAAUUUCUGAAUAAAGGAUGACAGGUUGUCCACAAUGGAAUCCUGAGCAAAACCACGGUCGUCCGCCUCCCUAUCCAAAGACACAAAAGACGCACGGGCAGACAUAUAUACAGACCCAGAGCAAUGUCUCUCCACUGUCCGUUUGCGUUGCAUUCCUCUGCUGACUUUUCGAUGUCUUCUCUGAGUUUUUGCACGGCGAGGGCCGCCAACUGCUCGCCCUUGAGCUGCCUCUUCUCCAGCUUGUCCUGCUCGACGGUCGUGUCGUCUCGAAGCUUGUCGAUCUGAGAGACAGCGGUGGAAGCUGUGUGAUGUGAUGUCUGGUGUCGGUGGUAUGUCUCUCUCUCUCUCUCACCAUGACUUCCAGCUUGAAUCUUUCCUGCUCCAGAUCUUUCCUGUGCACAUCAAAGUGCUCCCUCAUCUUUUGCGCGACCUCUUUCUGCACCAUCAAUGGUGAGACAACGAGUGCAGUGCAGCACGCAUGUCACUUUCUGGCUGGUUGGCUGUGUGGAUGCUGUGAGUGAGUGGCUGACUGACCUCUUUCUGCAGUCUGUGUUUCCUCUCUGUCUCGAGCCCCUCGUUGAGGUGCUCCACGUUCUUCUGUACCGCACCCAGUGUGUCCUCUACAGCCUUGACGCGCUCGUCCUUCUCCUGGCAAUCGGGUGAUGCGGACAAAGAAGAAAACAGUCCGGUCUAUGCGGUGUCUGUCUCUCGCACCUUUUGCAGCUCUUCAAAGCAUUUCUCAAUCUGCUGGUCCAGCACUUUGAUGUCACCCCUGCAGGAAGGAGACAGCAAGAGAGAGAGACACACACACAGACAGAUGCAUGCAUUUGCGCGGUGGGCUUUUCGCGCACUUGAGCUCUUCGUAUCGCUCCUCCAGAGCUGCCUUCUGCUCUUCCCGGAGACUUGACAAAUCGAACUCAAAUUUCUGAAUACACAAAGGCGAGGCGGACAGUCGGAUGGAAAGGCGAGAAAAUGGCGUUAUUGGUGUUCAUGUUAUCAUUACGCUUUGGAAGGACUUGAUGAUGUCCAUCAGCCUCUUGGUCUCUGCAGGACAGACAGACAGACAGACAGACAGACAGACACCAACAUACUGCACGGGAGUGAAGCCAUCCCCAUCGACCCGCCCAGGUGACCUGCUUGGAUGAGGUUGUUUGUUGCUUGUAUCCUCAUAAGCACAUCCUGGUGCCUCUCCUCCUGCAAUCGUCUCUGCUCCUCACGCAUACGCUGCGCCUCCUCAAACACACGAGCCAUCGCCAUCACCUGCAUCGAUCACACACAGACAGACAGCCAUCCACACACGAAGGGGGUGAGUGGUUGUGUCUUUGCCUCGCGCACCUGUCCCGCCAGCGCAUUGAGUUUCUCGUCUUUGCUGCUGGGAAGGUCUUCCUUUCUUGUUGUCCUCUCCAUGCCCUCUGACCCCUCCACUGCCCUCCUCUCGAUGGCCUUGGCGCCCACACUGCUCCUCAGCUCCGCCUCCCUGACCAUGAAUCAUCAAUCAGAAUGGGUGGAUCGCUACAUGCACCGCAUACACGAUUCCGUCUGGGCCGUACGUACCUGAUGGUCAUGACUUGGCUCUUGUUCAGGCCGUCUGCUUCGUGCUUGCCCAGUCCCCCAACAGAGCGCUUCUUGUGGCUUCCAGCCGGACUGGACACCUCGGCAUUCCGCAAACGGCUACGCGUCGACAUCGGACUAUCAGAGGCAAGAAGCGACGGAGUACUGAAAGGGAUC
Molecule: messenger RNA, 1912 nt
Organism: Vitrella brassicaformis
Lineage: Eukaryota; Vitrellaceae
Source: the annotation of a GenBank genome assembly